This is a messenger RNA of Pogona vitticeps (central bearded dragon), 5200 nucleotides long. Lineage: Eukaryota; Metazoa; Chordata; Lepidosauria; Squamata; Agamidae. The record is from RefSeq and is a predicted model, not a curated record.
CGCGCAGGCGCGAAUUAACAAUAGUUCCUGUAGCGGGGAACGGCCGUUACGGGCUCCUUAUUCAGGAAGGGUCGCUACGUUGUGGUCCUCGUGCGCGCGCGCGGGUGUUACCGUACGUGUGCCUGAGGGGCCGAGCGAAAGGGGCGUAGCCUCGGUCAUGGCCGGCCCGCGCGGGUGCUUGUUGUCAGUCCCUGGCCGCGGGUUAUGGCGACGACCGUGGUGAAUGAAUUCUCCGGGCGGGAGAGGGAAAAAGAAGGGCUUCGCCGCCGCCUCCAGUUCCCCGACCCGAGCCGCCGGGGCCUCCCCUUCGGCCGCGGCCGGGCCGGCUCCCUCCGCCCAGCAUCCACCUCAGCCGGCAGCGGUGGCCUCUCCUCACAAGCGGAACCUCUAUUACUUCUCGUACCCGCUGUUCGCCGUCUUCGCGCUGCUUCGCUUCCUGGCCUUCCAGCUCGGGCUGCUCUUUGCUUGGCUCUGCGAGCGCCUCUCCCGCGGCGGGGCGCUCAUGGCAGCCGCCAAAGGCACCCCUGGCAAGGCCGGCGCCGUCGACGCGCCCAAGGGGUUCUUGGUCAGAAUUACACAACAUGCUCCUAGUUUUUGUUUUGGCAGAGAGAAUACAGCUGCUCCAGUACUAUUCCCAACAGGACAAAAGGAACAAGCUGUUGAAUGGUAUAGAAGGGGGAUUAAAGACCUGGAGGAAGGGAUAGCGAUACCAGUUAUCGGUCAAGGAGAUCAUUAUGAACGAGCUCGCCGUCUCCAGGCUAAAAUGAAGACAAAUUUGGCAAUGGCAAAGGACCGUUUGGAGCUGUUAGAGAAGAUGCAGGCAGUUAAGCAAAUCCCCAAGCUGCAAAUGGAAGUCUAUAGUGACAGUACUAACCUGGUAUGCCGCAAUGGACAUCUCCAGUCAGAAAGUGGAGCUGUUCCAAAAAAGAAGGAUCAGUUGACUCAUACUAGUAACUCGCUCCCUCGUUCAAAGUCUGUUGCAAAAGCUGGAUCUGGAGGCCUUUCAGGGCACCAAAGGACACCUAGUUAUACUGGAAUAUCCAAUUUUAAUGUGCCUAGACAAGGAAAUGUUCCUGCUACUUCAACUCAGAAGGCUACUCCAAAAAACAAUAGAGCGAAUAAGCCUUCUACUCCGACAACUGCUGUGCGGAAAAAGAAAGAAGCAAAGGUUUUUAGAAAUGUGGACAGUAAUCUUGCUAAUCUUAUUCUUAAUGAAAUUGUAGACAGUGGACCAUCUGUCAAAUUUGAUGAUAUUGCUGGGCAGGAGCUAGCUAAGCAGGCAUUGCAAGAAAUUGUUAUCCUUCCUUCUCUUAGGCCUGAGUUAUUUACAGGACUGAGGGCUCCUGCACGGGGAUUGUUGUUGUUUGGCCCACCAGGAAAUGGAAAGACGAUGCUGGCCAAAGCUGUGGCUGCAGAAUCAAAUUCAACCUUCUUUAACAUAAGUGCUGCAAGUCUAACAUCAAAAUAUGUUGGUGAAGGGGAGAAAUUAGUGCGUGCUCUUUUUGCAGUAGCCAGAGAACUUCAGCCUUCUAUCAUUUUUAUAGAUGAAGUGGAUAGCCUAUUGUGUGAAAGAAGAGAAGGUGAACAUGAUGCAAGUAGACGUUUAAAAACAGAAUUCUUAAUAGAGUUUGAUGGUGUGCAGUCUUCAGGAGAAGAUCGAAUACUUGUAAUGGGAGCAACUAACAGGCCACAGGAACUAGAUGAUGCUGUUCUCAGGCGAUUUACCAAACGUGUCUAUGUUUCUUUACCAAAUGAAGAGACACGACUACUUUUGCUAAAGAAUCUUUUAAGUAAGCAAGGAAAUCCAUUAACCCAAAAAGAGUUGGCACAGCUGGCUAGAAUGACAGAGGGAUAUUCAGGGAGUGACUUGACAGCAUUAGCAAAAGACGCAGCAUUGGGCCCUAUACGAGAACUAAAACCAGAGCAAGUAAAGAACAUGUCUGCUAGUGAGAUGAGGAACAUCAGAUUAUCAGACUUCACCGAAUCCUUGAAGAAAAUAAAGCGUAGUCUGAGCCCUCAAACCCUGGAAGGUUAUAUUCGCUGGAACAAGGACUUUGGAGACACUACAGUUUGAUAUGCAGCUUUGUCACAAGGAGCGGAGAAUACUGCAUACAAGAGACAGACUGCUGUUUGAAUGCAGCCAGAGUUUACAAAACUUCCCUGAUCUUUAAAUAUCUGCACUAAAAGACCAGACUGAUGUAAGGAGGGCAGGGGAGAAUCUAUAAAGAUGUCAAGCUUCAUACCUGGAUUUCCACUAAGGGCACUGUAAGGGAGAGCACAAUAAGACAUGGGGAAAGAAUUCUAGCAGUUGAAUUAUGCUAGGAAGUGUAAUUUGUAUAUGUUGUUGGCCGAAAUGUUCUAAUAGCAUUAUCAGAUAGGGGGAAAGUUUUUUUAAUUUGCUCUUGACAUUUAGCUUUGCUUUUUUUAACCAUUAACUGUGAGACUGUUUUUAAAUUGUUACCUAUGUAUUGAUAAUGUGCCAAAUAAAAAUAUUCCAUAUGCAUUGGGAAAGAUAACCCUGUUCUGUUUGAAAUGUCCACAGAAUAAAUCAGGAAGUCUGUUACUCUUUGUUGUAAUGAAACUCUGCAGUCAGUAGAACUGUUUAGAAAUCUGCAGAACGGCAAUGGCAGUACAACCAACAGCAACACCAAAGGGCUUUAAAUUGGCAGUCUUGUGUCGUUUGUUUCUUGCAGCAUUUCUUCAAUAUAUUUACAAGGUUGCUAUCUUAGGAUAAUUGUUCUCACAUUAUAGAUAUGUAGAUCAAGAAAUAAGAGCAAGUGGCAUUAACUGUCAACAGAAACUUCAGAUUCUCUCUCUGGUGAUGACUUUAUAAUGUGAUGUUCUUCAGUUUGUACAUACAAAAUAGACCUUCUAAAAUAUAGUGUAACCCUUUCUGCUAGCUCAUAUUAUUUAAGUCUAAAAUUGUAUUAGGUGGACAUGUGAACAUGGGGGAACUGUGUUCUUCCUCAGAUUUGGAAAUCACAUUCAGUGCCCCACAGACAGAGGUUUUCCUUCUAACAAAUCCACCUGUCUUGCAUAAAGGGGCAGUGGAAACAUAUGAGGGAGGGGGCAGCUCCAUUUAAUAAUCUGAACUAUGAAACAACGGAAUAAAGCUAAAUAACAUGCAAAUCAAUUACUUUUUAAUAUUAAAAGGAUGGGCAUGUUUAAUCUUUGUUUAUUUUGGUGUUUUGUUUGUGUAACAAUAUUCAGAAACCAUGGUUAAAAUGCCAUUCAUUAACUAUGAGAAAAGAAGGGCUUCCAUGUUUAUAGUUUAGCAAAUGGGGAGAGGAUAAAAAAAAUCUAUGGAAACUUCUGUGAAUGUACAUUUUUCUCUUUGAACAUUUUUUAAAAAAUAAUGCCCCAUAAUUCUAGGGGAGGGUUUAAUUUGACACAGAACAGUGAUGCAUCUUUAAUUUUGGCAGUUAAAAUAGAAAACUAGUGAUCUUGAACUAAUGAGUGUAGCAAUUCUGCAGUCUUUUUAAAGGGUAUCAUCAUUGACCAUAAAUGUAAUACUAGCCUAAUCACAGUCAAGAAAAUACAGUUAUAGAUAAUUCUACAAAUUAUGAUGAUUGUCAAAAACUAACAUUUGUUAAGUUUUAGAAAGAGAGCUUAGAAUAGAGGCCUGGAAUCUCUUCAAGUGGCCAUUAGAUGGCUUCAUUAGACAUUUCAGAUACCCUUGUGUCUGAAACUUCAGAAUAAAUAAAUUGUGAUUCAUUUUGGGGAGCUUCAAAAAAUGUGGUUUUCAAACUGGACACCCUUAAUCUCUGCAUGAAAACUACAAUGUGCUUCUCACUGCUCCCAAUUUAGGCUAAAAUCUGUAAUGCCUAAGAAACCUAGAUGAUUGAUCUUCUCAAACACUUCAUUAGUCAAAGUUUAAAACCUUUUCAACUUGUUUCUUUUACGAAAUAAAGAGCACUUUCCUGUGUCGUGCAGCAUCCUGCCUUCACAUUAAUUGUACAAAUGAUCGUUUAUGAUAGCCUACAUGAACAUAAAAAGCCUCGCAUAAAAUUUGAAUAGCUGUUAGCUGUUCAUAACUUACAUUUUCCCUGAGGAAACACCAACAUGGUUACGACAGAGAUGACUGUAAUGUAGCUCUAAUAAUUGUAUUCCAUUAUGUGAUAAGGUGUAAAGUCAUCAUUUUAGCUCAUAGAAAAAGUCUGUUAGACCAAACGUGCCAGAUUAGCCAUCACAAUUCCCAAAUUAGGCUUAUCAAAUCAUAUGGCAUUUAUAUAUAGAUUUGCCUUCCUGAUUCAGUCAAAUCUUCUGCUUGUGGGAUUAAUAAGAAAAAUGUUCUAACUUCUGAUAGAUCAGGUUUUGAAAUGUUUGGAUAGUCCUAUCACUGAGUGGCUACAAAAGCUGAAAUUUGCUUUAGGCUUGCUAAUUUGAAGGGACUAAGCACUAUUAACUGGGCUUAGACUUGCAGCAAGACCUUCUUUACUUUAGAGGAAAACAGACUUGGCCUUCCGGAAGAAAUUGGCCUCUGAAGGCAGUGUCCAAGACAUCUGGAGGAAAAUUUUCAAGCCAUUUGAUCUAGUAAUAACUGGGAUAUCUCAGAUACUGAAUGGGCGCUGUUAGAUUAGCUGGAUUAUAUGCCUUUGCAGCAUAUAUUGGGAAGACUUCAUCCAUUUACUUGAACAGAAUACAACUCUUUGCAUCCUCAUUAUCUCCUUUUUUGCUGCUUGUCGUAUUUCAGAUAAUUUCACAAGAAUUCAAAAGUAUUUGAAUGUUGUGUGUAUUAUUUUUAGAAGAGUGAUCAGGCCUUUUGGCAAGACUUUCCAGUUUAUUUACACAAGUUAAUUGUAAUACCAGCUUAUCAAAGGAUCCUGAAGGAAACACAAAUGUUACAAGACAGUGUCAUUGAAUAAUGUUGCCAGCUCACAUAGUCUUAAUAGUGCUGUACUUUAAUGCCAUCAGUUUCGUUCAAACAGGGUCCCUUCCUUUUCAAGUGUUGUAUAGUCAAAGUUGUCGCUGAAUGGAUAGAUAGGCUAUUCAUGCUUGUAACAUAAGAUUCUAAUAAUUCUUCUUUUGGCCCUAAACUUCUGUAAUUUCUAGUUGACACUGAGUCUGGCAUACAAGUGUUAGUGGGAACUACGUAUUGAAAAAAUCUUCGUUCAGGCCAAGGUAGAAGUUGAAUGCUUUUAUUUAUUAAGCAGUAUAGACACUGUGAGGGACAUGGUGGUGCUGAGGGUUAAACCACAGA